Molecule: messenger RNA, 1026 nt
Organism: Macrosiphum euphorbiae (potato aphid)
Lineage: Eukaryota; Metazoa; Arthropoda; Insecta; Hemiptera; Aphididae
Source: the annotation of a GenBank genome assembly
AUGUACAAUUUAUCAAAUCAUCUUAUUUUUUUACAGAGUUUAACAAGUAUUGUUGGUGCUAAUGGUAGUGGAAAGAGUAAUGUCAUUGAUUCUUUACUUUUUGUGUUUGGAUACCGGUCUUCAAAAAUUAGAUCAAAAAAAGUGUCAGUACUCUUACAUAAAUCAGACAAGCAUAAAGAUGUUCGCCAAUGUUCUGUCACUGUCUAUUUUGUACAUAUUCAAGAUGAUAUCACAGCACAAACCGGAUUUGUUCCUAUUCCAGGUACUGAAAUAAAAAUUACACGCACAGCAUUUAAAGACAAUACAUCAUUUUAUACAUUAAAUGACAAACGUGUUAAGUUUAAGGAUGUAGCAAUUAUUUUAAAGAAAAAUGGAAUAGAUUUAGUUCAUAAUAGAUUUCUUAUACUUCAGGGAGAGGUCGAACAAAUUGCUAUGAUGAAACCUAAAUCUGAAAAUGACCAUUCAACCGGUAUGUUAGAAUAUUUAGAAGAUGUCAUUGGCACUGUGAGAUACAAGAAACCAAUUACUAAACUUGAAGAAAGAGUAAAAGAUUUAUCAUUGGAAAAAAAUGAAAAAAUAACUCGUUUGAAAUUUGUUGCAAAAGAAAGAGAAGAACUUAUAGAACCCGUAGAAGCUGUGAUUUAUUAUCUAAAAUUAGAAAACCGAAUCACUCGAUUGAGUAAUAAAAAACACCAAAAAGAUAGAUUUGAUAUUGAAGCAAUAAUAGAAACCAAAACUGAAACUCAGAAUAAGAUGAAUGAUAAAAUAAAUUCUAAUGAGAAAGAAAUCAAUACCAUUUCUAAGGAUAAGAAGCAAUUUGAAAAAAAAAUACAAGAUUUAUCUGAAAAGUUAAAAUCCGAUCACUUAAUAUUAAAAAAAAAUGAAGACAAACAUAAGAAAUGCUUACGUAAAAAAGGUCAAUUAAAUGAUGAAUAUAACCAGGCAAAAGCGCAGAUUACCAAAUAUGAAAAUUCUAUACAACAGGAACAAAAAAAGGUAAAAAUCAACCCAUUAUUAACUGUCUAA